UGCUGGUUUCGUCUGCUCUUCAGUCUAACCAGUCUCGUCUUAAACCCUUCCACAGUGCUCUGGGUCGUUUUGGUCCUUUUUCGGACCACGCUGUUUAAACUCGCCGUCCACUCAUUCAGAAACUUUGAUCACACCUAUUCCUUAUUUUUUAUUUAUCCCAGAGUGACAGGCUCCUGCCUCUUCUGGCGGUUAAUGCCACCAAGAGCCACCCACAGAUCGAGGGAGGGGACACUGCCCUCAUAUAGCCAUAAGAAAUAGUCUUAGUCUGCAAUGUUGGUCCGUUUUCUGAUAAAGAGAGCGAUUAUAAGGCAUCGUUCUCGUUAACAAAACCCUUCUGUCUCUUGGAGUUGGUUUUCAGUGAACUUCCAUGUGUAAACUAUUAAGUGUCCUGGCCUCUGUGUAAAGGAAAAAAAACAAGUUGUUUUAGACGUCCUCAAUAACCAAGCAAUAAGCCUUAUAUGACCACUUCUAACAAAUAAUUCAAAAAUGCGAUACUUAUUCAUUCUUUUGCUUGUGAUUUGGGAAAACCAGUGUGUCUAUAUUCCUAUUUUUCCUCUGAUUUCAAGGUCUUAUUUUCAAGAGGUCCAAUUUCUAUUCUUUCCUUUAAUUUGUCUUUGAUUUAAGAGUGGAAAUACUUGGCAUCUUUUUUGGUAACUUCAUUUGCUCUUCUUUAUUUACAGACUUUAUCUUAGAUUUUUUUUUUUUUCAUGAUCACUUAUCAUAUUUAGUUUUGUUCUUUUUGUUUUCCUAUAUUAUUUUUUACAGUCUGUUUGGAUAAGAUUUAUGUUUGUAAUCUAUUUUGGUUGUUACUAAUGUUUCUCACAGUACUUUUAAGUUAAUCUCUUGCCAUGUAUCCCUUAAAUCAUUGGUUCCCAACCCCAUGGUCGCAACCCAAAUGCAGGUCACCAGUGGGUAUUAAAAGAAGAAUAGAAGACUAUUGCUGGGCAUGGAAGUGUGGUGUUGUCACAGCAGUCAUGGGGAGUACCAGCCCACAGGUCAAGAAUUUCAUAUAUAUUGCCUACGAUUACCUAAGAAAAAAGACAGAUAAGAAUCUCUCACAACUUCAGAGGCAGUUGCAGAUUUUAUCAGUGGUAAGUGACCUGCAUGCCUUUGAGCCAACAUGCAUGGAAACACUAGAGUUCUAUGUCUGUCUGGAGCAGCUGUUGAGCUUGACCGAUGCCAGAUCGCCUCUAGCCUGGAAGGUCAUAAGCCUAUUGGCUCACAUCUGCCAUUCGCCAACCAUACGCAUUGCUCUGAGAGAUGAAAUCAAAGUGGUGCCUAUCUUAAGUGAAUAUUUGAUUUCUUCGAAGUUAAGCAAGGAUAAAGCUGGCAAAACAUUACAGUUGCUUCAAGAAAUCUCUUAUGGGAUAAAGCUCUAUCUAGCUGUGCAUACCGAGAUGAAGAGAAUGUUUCUCGGGGGGUGUUGGGGGGCGGAGCCCCCAUCAACCCUCCCCACGGGCAUAUCCGAAGGUGCCCAGUCACCACAACUUGGACAAUUUCACGUGUUGAAGCAUGGGUGCUUCGACUAGUGCCAAACUUGGUAGAAAUGAUUCUCGACAGUAGUAGUGGGGAUGACCUUCUUGUACCAGCUUUAGCCACACUUGCAAAUCUCUGUCGUUCUAACCCCCCAGUCCU
Molecule: messenger RNA, 1635 nt
Organism: Penaeus vannamei (Pacific white shrimp)
Lineage: Eukaryota; Metazoa; Arthropoda; Malacostraca; Decapoda; Penaeidae
Source: RefSeq, a predicted model, not a curated record